Penaeus monodon (black tiger shrimp) is the source of this 482-nucleotide messenger RNA. RefSeq names its product sphingomyelin phosphodiesterase-like. Gene Ontology annotation, cellular component: lysosome. Gene Ontology annotation, molecular function: acid sphingomyelin phosphodiesterase activity. Gene Ontology annotation, biological process: sphingomyelin catabolic process; ceramide biosynthetic process. The record is from RefSeq and is a predicted model, not a curated record. NCBI's taxonomy places the organism in Eukaryota, Metazoa, Arthropoda, Malacostraca, Decapoda, Penaeidae. Bases 69 to 362 code for a protein of 97 amino acids. The transcript has 3 exons.
CACGAUAACACUUCUAUUCGGAUACGUUCUUUUGUCCUUAGCGUGUCCUUGACCAUGAAAACUGGAUCAUGGACCUGGACGAGGCGAACGAGAGCGACGACCCAAGAGUGUUCCUUCUCUACAAAGCCAAGGAGGCCUAUGGAAUGAGUGACCUGUCACCGUCCUCCUGGUCGGACCUAGUUUACGUGAUGGAUCAACCGAACAGCACCGUUUUCGAGACAUUUUAUAGACACUACACGAAAGCCGGGCGGCCUCUGUUGACGGCUGGCUGCGACGGUGAGUGUAAGCGCGACCUGCUGUGCGAACUCCUUACGUCAGACAGCUCCGACAGAUCUCGCUGCGCCUCGCUCGGCUCCGCCUGAAGCGCUGCGAAAGGCCUCUCUGAAGGCUAGAGAAGGAAGGCGAGAACUUUCGUGGCCACGGAUGUUACAUGGGCAUGAUUAUAGGAAUUAUUUUGAACUAAAGUAAAAGGCAUAUUAUUU